AUGACGGGCCGGAGAGGCACCACAGUCGUCGUACCACACAGGUCAAGCCAUGCCGCCUGCAAAGUACCGCACACCCCCCUGCACACCCUCGAGUUCGUGCCUGGACAUAUUAAUUGCCUUCGCGCAGUACAGCCCAGCAGUGCCCGGCUUGGUUCCUCUGCCAUUCCAGCAGCCAGCAGCCAGCUCCCGUCCCUUCUCCCCCCUUCAGCACCGCGAUCAACCUGGACCAAGCCGAUAAGAUACCUUGGACUUCGUACCCGCCAUCCCAUCACCACCCGCCCGGUCCAUGCUGGCCCAUCCCAUCUCGUCCCCUCCCUCCCUGACGGUCGACCUGAGCCCUCACCACACUCCUCCUGGACUCCUCCCUCUACUCUCGCUCUCUUGGUUCUCUUGGUCUUUCUGCUGCCACCCCCGUCCGUCCUGAUCAACCCCCCGGUCUCUCGUCCCUCGUCCCUUGUCGUGUGUUUCCAUCAAUCAAUCAAUCUCCCAUCCUUCGCUGCUUCGUCCAUCCACAUUCCUUCUUGCGUCCCCUUCCAUUCCUUUACACCACCCUCGCUUUUUUCUCUCUUCCCUUCCCUUCCCUUUUACUCCUCACGCUCGCUCUCCUCUUGUCGCCCCCACCUCUCUCCCGACCUCGUCUCUUCGACAGUCGAAUUUCGACAUCCCCUCGCCUCCGUCAAGAAUUCAUCCGGCGACGUCGAACCUCCUCUCCGAUUCUCAACCUGCGCCUCCUCACGCCAUCGUCGUCGAGGUUCCGCGCCGACAACCUGCCAGUUUCCCCAUGCAUUCGACAACGGGAACUGCCAUAAUCUCAGCCGACGUGACGGAUCAAUAGACGUCCUCGCCCAAUUCAAUCCGACGAUAUCUCGUCGAGUCACUCAUUUCACACACCCAAAAUCCCAAACGCCAUCACGCUCAUUGACAAUUCCUUGUCAAGUACAUUCGUUCUAUAACACCCUGACAAAACCUCCAUCUACUAAACACCAAUAUUGGUAUCAUUACAAUCGCUAA
Molecule: messenger RNA, 1011 nt
Organism: Colletotrichum lupini
Lineage: Eukaryota; Fungi; Ascomycota; Sordariomycetes; Glomerellales; Glomerellaceae
Exons: 5
Coding region: 1-1011 (336 amino acids)
Source: RefSeq, a predicted model, not a curated record